CUGUCGUCGGUGUCGGUAACGUUUUCCGGAAUGGUCUGUCCUCAGUGAAAUGCUUCUCACUGCUUAAAGACAUUUGCACGUGAAAUUCGAAUUAUUUAUUAACAUAAGGAAUUAUUAGUGUGCUGGUGACGAGAGAAGCUUUUCAGUCAGUCAUGUUCAGGCACUGCAGGACAUUUUCACAUUGUGUCUUAAAAUGUCAGACAAAUUAUGUACUUUCAAAACCAGUUAGGAUUAUUUUGCCCUGGUCCCCAUUCACGUGUACCGCAUCCCCACGUACUCAUUCUACCAACAUCAAGAUGCGCUCCUACUUACAGUACAUGAAAAGGAAAGUCAAAGGUGCACCAGCUCCUCCAUACAAUCAUGUGUGUCAGGUUGGAGAUCCUGUGCUACGUUCACAGGCUGCGGCGGUGGAACCCGGAGCCAUUCAGGACCCAGAAGUGCAGAAGGUCAUAAAGACCCUAGUCAAGGUGAUGAGGAAGCUUGAGUGUGUCGGCCUGAGCGCACCCCAGAUUGGUGUUCCUCUACAAAUACUAGCCUUGGAGUAUCCAAAGAAAAUGCUGGAGGACAGCUCAAUCGCUUCUAUUGAAGCUCGGGGUCUGGUGGCAGUGCCUCUUAUGAUUUUUGUAAACCCACAGUUACGUGUACUAGAUGGACGCACUGUCAUCUUUCAAGAGGCCUGUGAGAGCAUCUGUGGGUUUUCAGCAACUGUUCCACGCUACGUGUCUGUAGAAGUCUCAGGUCUUAAUGAGAAAGCGGAGCCCGUCAGCUGGCAAGCGAGUGGCUGGCCAGCCAGAAUACUGCAGCAUGAAAUGGAUCAUCUUAAUGGAGUGUUAUAUAUCGAUCGCAUGGACAGUAAAACCUUCAUCAAUGUAAAAUGGGAAGAGUAUAAUGAAUAAAGCUUUGAGAACUACAUUACCUUACCUUUGGAUCUCAGAGAAAAUGGAUGUUCUUGUCACUCCUGUGUUAUCUAAAACAAGCAUUUAAUCACAUUUCACACGCAGAAAUGAUUUCUCAAAUUGGGCAUUUACAAGCAAGCUAGAUUAGACUUAGCCUUUGCAGAUAGCAUAUGGAAAUAACAACUUCAUCUGCAAUAGUAGGACAUUUUUUGUAAUAUGGUGACUGUAUGUCCUCUUUUUUCUAAACUGUUUAAACUGUCCACGUUUUGGAUUUGUUUUCCUAUUGUUUUCAUACUUUCUGAUGGUAACGAUUGAAAAGUAUUCUGACCAUUAGUGUGCAGGCAUUGUACAUAAUUGACCAAUCAUGGCACGCAAACAGUCAAAUCAAUGCAAAUACAUGUACCUGCAUACGUGUACUGUAGAGAGCACAUCAAUAAGAGAAGAAAGCCUAAACCUGGACAUUUUAGGCAGUUUAGAAGGACAUAUAAAUAUGAGAGUACAUAUGGUCACUAUAUGUAAUAGUAAUAUUUAGAAUUUCAUUUAAGCACAAGCAGAGUUCUCCUUUAGAUCCUUUAUUUUUAUAUGAAUUCCAAUAAAAAAAUCAUAAUACCAGUACAUUAUAUUUAAUAAUUAUAGGGCAGUAUAUCACUCUAAACCACAGUGAUUGGUUGGAGUUGUUGCUAAGUCCCAAAGCCAUAAUUUUCCAGAACACAUCAUACCAAUAACUGAAUACAUCAAAUAUUGUAGUGGCCAUCACACAAUCUCACCAAUAACAGACAGUUUCAAGCCAUGUUACUGUAUGACAGGGGUGUCCAACCCUGCUCCUGGUGAGCUACCAUCCUGCAUAUUUCAGCUCUAACCCCAAUCAA
Messenger RNA from Sinocyclocheilus grahami, 1765 nucleotides. RefSeq names its product peptide deformylase, mitochondrial (gene pdf). The transcript is spliced from 3 exons. The record is from RefSeq and is a predicted model, not a curated record. Gene Ontology annotation, cellular component: mitochondrion. Lineage: Eukaryota; Metazoa; Chordata; Actinopteri; Cypriniformes; Cyprinidae. Bases 153 to 896 code for a protein of 247 amino acids. Gene Ontology annotation, biological process: N-terminal protein amino acid modification; peptidyl-methionine modification. Gene Ontology annotation, molecular function: peptide deformylase activity.